This is a messenger RNA of Glycine soja, 1546 nucleotides long. Its product is annotated as nucleolar protein 56-like. The coding region runs from base 1 to 1440 and encodes 479 amino acids. Lineage: Eukaryota; Viridiplantae; Streptophyta; Magnoliopsida; Fabales; Fabaceae. Gene Ontology annotation, cellular component: small-subunit processome; box C/D methylation guide snoRNP complex. The record is from RefSeq and is a predicted model, not a curated record. The transcript has 8 exons. Gene Ontology annotation, molecular function: snoRNA binding.
AUGCUGUCAGAAAAGAAGGCUGGCCAAUUCAAAAUCAGUUUAGGUGUAUCAGAUCCAAAGAUUGGUUGUCAGAUAUCUGAACUCCCUAAAAUUCCUUGCCAAAGUAACGAGUUUGACAGUGAGCUUCUUCGUGGUGUGCGCCUCCAUUUUGAUAGGUUUGUUAGUGACCUCAAGUCCAGGGAUUUGGAAAAGGCACAACUUGGUCUGGGGCAUAGUUACAGCAGAGCAAAGGUGAAAUUCAAUGUUAACCGUGCCGAUAAUAUCGUCAUUCAAGCAAUUUUCCUUCUUGAUACACUUGAUAAGGAUAUUAAUUCAUUCUCCAUGAGAGUCAGAAUUCUCUGCUGUUCAUCAAUUGUGUGCCGAGAAUGGUAUUCUUGGCAUUUUCCAGAACUGCUGAAGAUUAUAAAUGAUAAUUAUCUGUAUGCCAAAGUUGCAAAAUUUAUUGAGGAUAAAUCAAAGCUGUCUGAAGACAAGAUUGCAGCCGUAACUGACAUAGUUCGUGAUGAAGAUAAAGCGAAGGAGAUUGUGGAAGCUGCCAAGGCCUCCAUGGGACAAUAUUUGUCCCCAGUGGACUUGAUUAAUGUCCAACAAUUUGCACAGAGAGUAAUGGACCUAUCCAAGUACAGGCGGAAGUUGUAUGAUUACCUGGUUGCUAAAAUGAAUGACAUCGCACUAAAUUUGGCCUCUUUAAUUGGUGAAGUUGUUGGUGCACGAUUAAUUUCCCAUGCAGGUAGCCUCACAAAUUUAGCUAAAUGCCCUUCUUCAACUCUUCAAAUUCUUGGUACAGAGAAAGCUCUGUUCAGGGCAUUAAAAACAAGAGGACACACUCCUAAAUAUGGUUUGAUAUUCCACUCUUCUUUUAUUGGUCGAGCAUCUGCCAAAAAUAAGGGCCCAAUAGCUCGCUAUCUUGCCAACAAAUGUUCAAUUGCAUCACUGAUUGACUGCUUUUCUGAAAGGGGUACUACUACGUUUGGGGAGAAACUCCGUGAGCAAGUUGAGGAGCGACUUGAUUUUUAUGACAAGGGAGUUGCCCCUCGUAAGAACAUAGAUGUCAUGAAGUUGGCUAUUGAAAGUGUUGAAAACAAAGAUACAGCGAUGGAAAUAGAAGCACCAGUUGAAGUUUCAGGCAAGAAAGCCAAGAAGAAGCAUACAGCUGUCGUUACAGAUGACAUGGCUGUAGAUAAGCCCACAGAGACUACAAAUGGUGAUGCAUUGGAGGAUCAUAAGUCAGAAAAGAAGAAGAGAAAGAAAGAAAAGAGGAAAUUGGACACGGAGAACGAUCAAGCCAUGGAUGAUGGUGCUAAUGGGGUUGAAAGCGAACAAGAUGGAGCAGUUAAAAAGAAGAAAAAAAAGGAUAAAAAGGGUGAUAAUGGAGAAGUACUAGUGGCUGCUAUUGAGACUAAGAAGAAGAAGAAUAAAUCAAAAAAUAGAGAUACUUAAUAAAACUAUGGAGUGCAAUUUUAAUUGGUAAAAACGGAUUUGUCAUGUAACUAUUUUUGGAUAAUGUCAUGUUUAUUUUUUCUGCUAUGUACUUCUGUCAAUUGCU